CACGGUUUUGACCAAAAAAAAAAAAAGAAAAAGAAAGAAAAUUAUUUCGUUUUUUUAAAAGAAAAAAAGAAAAAGAAAAAACUAUUUUCCCAUUGUAAAAUUUGUAUUUUAUUUUCCGGGAAAAUGAAAUGAAAUUAGAUCGGACCGAUCCACCAAUGAGAAAGCUCCUCAAGAACUCUGAAAGAAAAAUUUGAAACUCAAAACCAAAUACCAAAUACCAAUUUUUUCUCUCUCUAUUUCCUUUUCUUUCUCUUCAAUCAUUCCCAUUUGGUCUGAGUCUAUAAUUUUUUGUUCUUCUUCCUUUUGAUCCAACGGGAGGGAAAGUGUUUGUGACCCAGAAGCCCAAAUUGAUAGAUAGUUUUGUAGAAUCAAAGAGAGGAGAAGAAGAAGAAGGGAAGAAAAAAAUAAAGGAACCCAGCUGUUGAAUCUGGCAAAUGCGGUCUUGGAGAAGGCCGCAACGAGAAAAAAAGCAGGGGAAGAAUAGAUCUGAAUUGGGUUUUGAAUCAGGGAGGCAUUGUCGGUAGUCGGUGGAUGAUUUGGGCAAGUGGGUUUGGAUCUGAUGGUGGUGAGUUUGAGGCUAUGGACGUUGUUGUUGGAAGAUAUUGUUAUAGUUUCGAGUUGGGGCGUUGGUUCAAUUUGUGCUAGCGUGAAGAAGGGGCUGCGUAAACGACGAUGCAGCUUCGCUUCUCGCCUAGUAUGAGAAGUAUCACGAUCUCAAGCACCAAUGGCUUUAUUGACUUGAUGAAGAUCAAGGUCGCAGCUCGCCAUAUCUCUUACAGAACCCUUUUCCACACCAUUCUUAUUCUUGCUUUCUUGCUGCCCUUUGUCUUCAUUCUUACUGCAGUUGUUACCCUUGAAGGUGUCAACAAGUGCUCUUCAUUUGAUUGUUUAGGUAGGCGGUUGGGACCAAGGCUUCUUGGUAGAGUUGAUGAUUCCGGGCAGAAACUUGUCAGAGACUUCUACACGAUUCUUAACCAAGUAAACACUGAAGAUAUCCCUACUGAUUUAAAAUUGCCAGAUUCAUUUAGUCAUCUUAUUUCUGAAAUGAAGGACAACCAAUAUGAUGCAAAGACCUUUGCUUUCAUGUUAAGGGCAAUGAUGGAGAAACUUGAAAAGGAGAUGAGAGAGUCUAAGUUUGCUGAGCUGAUGAACAAACAUUUUGCUGCAAGUUCCAUACCUAAAGGGAUCCAUUGUCUUUCUCUGCGUUUGACUGAUGAAUAUUCAUCCAAUGCUCACGCACGCAAACAGUUGCCUCCUCCUGAGUUACUACCUUUGCUCUCUGACAACUCUUACCACCAUUUUAUCCUGGCAACCGAUAACAUUUUGGCAGCUUCAGUUGUUGUUACUUCUGCUGUCCAGUCAUCUAAAGUUCCCGAGAAGAUAGUUUUUCAUGUCAUUACUGACAAGAAAACUUAUGCGGGUAUGCACUCAUGGUUUGCUCUAAACCCUGUAUCCCCUGCCAUUGUCGAGGUCAAAGGUGUACACCAGUUUGACUGGUUAACAAGAGAAAAUGUUCCUGUGCUUGAAGCUGUAGAGAACCAAAAUGGGAUAAGAAAUUAUUAUCAUGGGAAUCAUGUGGCAGGGGCCAAUCUCAGUGAUACAACUCCUCGAACCUUUGCUUCUAAAUUGCAGGCUAGAAGUCCGAAGUAUAUAUCCUUGCUCAACCAUCUGCGAAUCUAUCUGCCAGAGUUAUUUCCGAACCUCGACAAGGUUGUAUUUUUGGAUGACGAUAUUGUGAUCCAGCAAGAUUUGACGCCACUUUGGGAAAUUGACCUCCAAGGAAAGGUUAAUGGAGCUGUAGAAACUUGUAGAGGAGAAGAUGAGUGGGUAAUGUCUAAGCAUUUCAGGAAUUACUUCAAUUUUUCCCAUCCCCUUGUAGCAAAGAAUAUAGAUCCUGAAGAAUGUGCAUGGGCUUAUGGAAUGAAUAUCUUUGAUCUUAAGACUUGGAGGAAGACAAAAAUUAGAGAAACAUACCAUUACUGGCUUAGAGAGAAUCUGAAGUCAAACCUGACAAUGUGGAAGCUUGGAACACUACCACCAGCUUUAAUAGCAUUUAGAGGUCAUGUUCAUCCAAUAGACCCAUCUUGGCACAUGCUCGGAUUGGGGUAUCAAAAUAAAACCAACAUUGAGAGAGUUAAAAAGGCUGCAGUUAUCCACUACAAUGGCCAGUCAAAACCAUGGUUGCAAAUCGGUUUCGAGCACCUUCGGCCGUUUUGGACAAAGUAUGUCAACUACUCCAAUGAUUUUAUCAGGAACUGCCACAUCAUGGAUUCAUAGUUGACAAGCUGGAAGAGCUAAAGCAAGAUACCGGAAAAUGGAAGAAGAAAGCAGUUGAUACAGGUUUCAUGUUAGUUUUUGCAGCAAGACGACAAUCAGAGUAUUGUCAAAAGGGCAAAAGUUCCCCUGCUCAAUAUGUAUGUCAUCCCUUCCACAUCUGCAGACAAUGACCAGCAUCCUCUGUCACAGGCAUAUGAGAUUCAUUCUUUCAAUCUGUAUCAUAGAAAUCCGUCUAUUUUUUUGGUUGGAGAAGGAUAUAGUAUUAUUGGUCUUCCCAUUGGGGGGGUUUUGCUUGAUAUUUUUUAGCGCAUAUUUCAGAAUAAAGUGAGAUACUGAAGAUUAAAGCCUGUGUCAACUCCAUUAUGCUGAUUGAUUGGGUGCAAGGAAGAGGAAGGUUAAGUUCUUUUGACAGGCUCCUCCAUUUGCUCAACUCAAAUAUUAUGUUUUUGCCCCUCAAAUUUUUUCCCCCCACUUUAAAUUUUUUUUCUUGUUUCAUUUUUGUUAGUACCCCCAUAUCUUCCCCCCCCUUUAUUUGAUAUCAGCAUCUUUGCAAAUUUGGGAGUAGUUCCCUAAGUUUUGCUUUGUUAAAGAUCCCAUUGAAAUGGGGAGAGCUCUACUUAGAACAUAUAUUGUUAUUUGUUAUGUACGAUUCACCAUAGACAUUUGAAAUGUGCAGAAAUUCUUUACCUCC
Molecule: messenger RNA, 2968 nt
Organism: Humulus lupulus (European hop)
Lineage: Eukaryota; Viridiplantae; Streptophyta; Magnoliopsida; Rosales; Cannabaceae
Product: probable galacturonosyltransferase 13
Exons: 6
Coding region: 673-2277 (534 amino acids)
Molecular function (GO): polygalacturonate 4-alpha-galacturonosyltransferase activity
Source: RefSeq, a predicted model, not a curated record